Molecule: messenger RNA, 1256 nt
Organism: Alnus glutinosa
Lineage: Eukaryota; Viridiplantae; Streptophyta; Magnoliopsida; Fagales; Betulaceae
Product: probable WRKY transcription factor 29
Exons: 2
Coding region: 126-1037 (303 amino acids)
Biological process (GO): regulation of DNA-templated transcription
Cellular component (GO): nucleus
Molecular function (GO): transcription cis-regulatory region binding; DNA-binding transcription factor activity
Source: RefSeq, a predicted model, not a curated record
UCCUCAUAAAUCUGUUUGCAGUUCUCUGACAGCGUAUAAAUUCAGUCCAUUCUUCAUCUUCUCUUCUGGUCUGUCUGUCAAUCUCUCUUUCUUUUUCUUUGUUCUUGGCGACUGAUUUUGCAUGCAUGGAGGGCUGGGAUUUGCAGGCUGUAGUAAGAGGAUGCAUAGAUGAAGCCCCCGCCGCUUUCUUGGCCAACCCAGAAUCUCGUUUUGCUCCUUUGAGUGCUGUAAAAGAUGUCGAUCUUUUAAGCUUUCCUGAAAUCAGUGAUACCAGAACAGUUUUAGAUGAACUAGAAAACCUUUACAAGCCCUUCUACCCCGUUUCCUCGCAAGCCAUCCUUGCCAGCUCGGCCAGCUCCAUAUCUGUUCCUAAAGAACUCAAAGAAGCAGAACAGCAGCAAAUAAAGAAAAAACAAACAGCUGCACACAGAAGAAUAAGAAAGAAUCAGAACAAGGUGGUGCAACAGGUGGCUGCCAGCGAGGGACAUGGCUCAGAUUUGUGGGCGUGGCGGAAAUACGGUCAGAAACCCAUCAAGGGAUCGCCAUAUCCGAGAAGCUAUUACAGGUGCAGUAGUUCAAAAGGGUGUUCAGCAAGAAAACAAGUGGAAAGGAGCCAUUCGGAUCCGGGAAUUUUCAUUGUAACCUACACUUCAGAGCACAAUCACACCCAUCCAACUCGCCGGAACUCCCUUGCCGGCAGCAGGCGUACCAAGUUCCCGGCGCCCGAAAAGAAAGGCAACUUUUCUCCGACAACCCCUUUGAUGGCGGCAGCAGCCAUUGAGGAUGAGUUUGUGCAAAGUGAGAAAGUGAAGAAUCACGAGGAAGAGCAAAUAGUACAAGGAAAUGAAGGUAAUAAUAUAAUUUCCAUGCCUGAUAUAAUAUUGGACAACGAAUUAUUCUUUCCAAGCCUAGAGGAUUUUGUAGAACUGGCCGGAGAACCGGCCUUGGAUGGUUUCCUUUUGGACCAAUUAUUGGAUAACUGUCCUUUACCUUGGUUCAAUAUUGACAAAUCCACGGCCGUAGGUGAUGGUCACUGACAUAAAGGAGGAUCAUGGGUUACUCAAGGCUUCAAUUUCUCAAAACAUGCAAAUUGUAAUUUAGUUUUCCUUCUCUUUUGCCCUAAUCCGUUUUGUAAUUUAGAUUCCAACUUCACUGAAAAUAUAUAGUUUUCAGGUAUUAAUUUGACAAAAGAUGUGUUUGUAUGUUAUAAAUGUUAGAAUAUUAAUUAAAGGGUUAAUUGCAUUUAUCGUCUCUAA